CAAAAGCAAGCUACGGCUUCACAGAGCUACAGCUCUUCGAUCUCGUGAGGCUUUAACCCAAUUUCCUCUUCCUUUUUAUCCUUCUCCUACCACCAUUCUUCAUUACACUUUUCCUAAAACACCUACUCCACCAGUCCACCUCUUAUUCAUAAAUUCCCCGUUCUUAAUUACUCCAGAUCCGGUCUUUUUCUGCACGAUGUAUUUGUUUCUUCAUUGAGAAAGUAUGAGUAAUACAAUGAUGCCGAGGGUGAAAGUCAUGGUGUAUUUGGUCUAUGACAGGGGUUAACACCACCUGAUAGGUCUGAUCCUUGAAUUAAGCCUUCACUCUGUUCAUAAUACAAGUAUGGAGGGUGGUGUUGUGUGUGGUUUCUGAUAAUAAAAUUCCUAUACACACUUCUUUUUCUUCUUCUUUUCUUCUUUGUCGUAGUCAUUAUUCUCUGUAAGUAAUGAAGGGGAAAGGUAAGCAAGGCUUGAUCACGAAAACAUGGGAGCGAUGCAAAUCCAUCGGCCGCAAGAGUACUUCCUCUGCGGCCGUGCCUGCUCUUACAAAGAAGAGCAUGUCCUGCCCGAACAUCGUCCUUUCCACGACGGAUGAUGAUGCUCGUCUUCGUCACCGUCGCCAGGUUGCACCAGAAGGCUGCUUCUCCGUUUACGUUGGACCUGAAAAGCAAAGGUUUGUGGUGAAAACCGAGUACGCCAACCAUCCCCUCUUCAAGUUGCUGCUUGAAGAAGCCGAGUCAGAAUUCGGGUACCAUAGUAAAGGUCCUCUCGUGCUUCCAUGUGGCGUUCAAGUUUUCUACAAGGUGUUACUGGAAAUGGAGGAUUGCGGUGGUGCUGAUGAGAAGGCUCCUCGAGGCUGUGGAUUUGCUAAGCGCCAUGGAUCUUAUCAUCUUCUCAGCCCGUCUCGUUUGGUUGUCUUUAAUCAAUUCUAGCUAGCUAAUUUAUAUCUAUGAAUCUAUGAUCAUAUAUGUAUCUCCGCUCAAGCUUGGGUUAAUAUGUAUCUGUUUGGUUUAUGUACAUGAUUUCUGGGAUUUAAUUAAGUUGGCUUUAGACUUUAGUCCUGCAACUAGGAUGGGCUAAUGGGAGAGUAAAAACACUAAUUAAGCAGGACAAAGUUUGUGAUAUAUUAUACUGAACUUAUACUUGGU
Molecule: messenger RNA, 1148 nt
Organism: Argentina anserina (silverweed cinquefoil)
Lineage: Eukaryota; Viridiplantae; Streptophyta; Magnoliopsida; Rosales; Rosaceae
Product: auxin-responsive protein SAUR32-like
Exons: 1
Coding region: 447-932 (161 amino acids)
Biological process (GO): response to auxin
Source: RefSeq, a predicted model, not a curated record